Molecule: messenger RNA, 471 nt
Organism: Perkinsus marinus ATCC 50983
Lineage: Eukaryota; Perkinsozoa; Perkinsida; Perkinsidae
Exons: 3
Coding region: 1-471 (156 amino acids)
Source: RefSeq, a predicted model, not a curated record
AUGUCAUUCGUGGACAUUUCUGAUGAGAUUGCGGCGGUGAGGGACCUGAUGGUCACGGAGUUCAACAAGCUCAAUAGGGAAGUCGCGGGACUUAACACUAAGGUGGCCGCCCUGCAUAAACAGCUCCAACACAUGGCACUGAGCUCCGACGAUAACAACACCAACGACAAGACAGUUCUAUAUACCUCUAGCGCACUGGAUGUCACUACGGCUCAAGGGGAAAACUCGGCGAAAUUCUUAACGGGAAGCUCAACUGGGACGCCCGAGAACGACGAGCCGGCUGAAGGUAGUAAAAGUGGCUCUUCGAGGAAGUCCCAUCGCCGUGAGGACUCCUUCAUGAGCACUGUAUCCAAUGAUGCUGAAGAACUUGCAAAGACGCCUAUGGAGUCCAUACCGUCCUCUGUUCGCAAAGAGCAGCUCACCUCUGUUAAAAAACGUCGUCGCCAAAUUGAGGUUGUUGAAGUGUCUUAG